AUGGUUAACGCUACUUAUGAAUUGCUUAGAAAUUUCUGGCCAUCAAAGCCAACUUAUUUACCAAAAGAUUAUCCUGAUUUGACAGGGAAAGUUGCAUUGGUGACUGGUUGUAAUACUGGUAUUGGGUUUGAAAGUGCCAAAGCCUUAUUGAAACAAAAUGCUACUGUCAUAUUUGCUAAUAGAAGUGAAGAAAAAACCAAAGCUGCCAUUGAAAAGAUUAAAGAAGAGCUUGCCUGGGUGGAAUUGAAUGCAAGAAUUCAUAUCAUAUAUGUUGAUUUAAGUGACUUGACAACUAUAAAACCAGCCGUUGAAGAAAUUGAAAUACUAGUUGAUAAGAUAGAUUAUAGUAUCUUAAAUGCAGGCGUUUUACAACCACAAAAGGGGUCAAUGUCUAUUCAAGGGUAUGAACUUCAUAUAGGGACAAACGUUCUAGGUCAUCAUCUUUUGCAAAAAUUGAUUCAUCCUUUAAUUGAAGUCGCUGCUGCAAACCCAUUUUCCACUCCAAGAGUUAUUUGGAUCACAUCUUCUGCACAUUGGUCAUCACCUCCAAAUGGUGGUAUAAGAUUUGAUAAACUGCGAGAUUCUUCCAAAUCAGACUCAUUAGAAAACUAUGGACAAUCAAAAGUUUGUAAUAUGUAUCAGGCAUACAUUUAUGGAGAAAAGUAUAAAGAUUCAAAUAUUAUCAGUCUUGGGGUGCAUCCAGGGUAUUUGAAUUCUGAGAUCACAAGAACCCAUAAGAAUUAUUUCUCAAGACUGUGUAUUAAUGCGGCAAUGUUUCAUCCUGUUUAUGGCUCUUAUACUGAAUUAUUUGGUGCAUUGUACCCUUGUCUAACUACUGAAGAUAAUGGGAAAUACAUUGGACCUUGGGGCCAGUUUCGUGAACUGAGACCUGAUAUUAAAGAAGGUUUAACAAAUGGGAUUGCUCAAAAGCUUUGGAAUUGGGCUGAUGCACAGGUUAAGGAAUUUCAAUAA
This is a messenger RNA of Hansenula anomala, 972 nucleotides long. RefSeq lists its product as uncharacterized. The transcript is spliced from 3 exons. The coding region runs from base 1 to 972 and encodes 323 amino acids. Lineage: Eukaryota; Fungi; Ascomycota; Saccharomycetes; Phaffomycetales; Wickerhamomycetaceae. The record is from RefSeq and is a predicted model, not a curated record.